Messenger RNA from Daphnia carinata, 1838 nucleotides. It is a transcript of the gene Snx17, whose product is annotated as sorting nexin-17-like. Gene Ontology annotation, cellular component: early endosome. Gene Ontology annotation, molecular function: phosphatidylinositol binding. NCBI's taxonomy places the organism in Eukaryota, Metazoa, Arthropoda, Branchiopoda, Diplostraca, Daphniidae. The transcript has 11 exons. Gene Ontology annotation, biological process: intracellular protein transport; signal transduction. The coding region runs from base 76 to 1458 and encodes 460 amino acids. The record is from RefSeq and is a predicted model, not a curated record.
GCAAAAGGGUUUAAGAAAAACGGUCUUCAAAACGGUUGUUGAAUUGCUGAGUUUGCAUGGGGCAGGAAUAGAGCCAUGCAUUUUUCUAUUCCAGAGACAGAAAAUCUUCAGGAUAAGGAUGGAAGUUACUAUCAGGGAUAUCAUAUUCACAUCAAUGGAAACCAUCAUUGCACACUCCGUUAUAAGCAACUAAGGCACCUACAUGACCAAUUGAAGAAACUAUUUAGUCAUGAUACUUUACCAGAAUUUCCUUCCAAGAAACUUCUUCCUUUGACAACACCUCAACUUGAGGAACGCAGGCUUUAUCUUGAAAAAUAUUUACAAUCAAUUGCUCUUGACCAUAGAAUCAGCAAUAGUACUUUCUUUCAUGCUUUUCUGCGCAUGGCUCAAAAUGAAACUCAUUUGUCCAGUGAUGACCAAAAGAAUGUUCAUAUUAGGAUUACUUUACCUGGAGAAGAAGUAAUAUCCAUUCCAGUCACUCCAAUCCAAGAGACUGCUUCAGUUAUAAAGAGAGUUGCUCAACAUAUUGGGCUUCCAGAAGAGUUGGCGGAUUACUUUGCCCUUUUCGUUCAAGAUGCUAAUGAGUUUAAUCAAUAUUGUUUGGUUAGAAGAUUGCUAAAUUAUGAAUCGCCAUUCUUAGCUGUGAAACUGUCUGGCGAGAGCGCAAGUCUCGUUAUCAGGAAAAGUUAUUGGGAUACUACAUACGACGAUGAGCUUUUAAAAGACCCUGUUGGAACUAAAUUGGUGUACAAUCAAUUUCGAGACGACUAUAAAAGAUAUUGGAUACAACCAAAUGAACAGCAACUAAUACCCCUGAAAAGAUUGUUAGAACAAGAAAAGCAGCACGACGUAAUGAAACUUGCACGACAAAUGCGGUUUUACGGAAGCGUAAAUUUCUUACCCUGUUUAACGGACUUUCCUACCCCGCGCUCUACCGUAUCUAUUCAUGCGCUUAACAAGGAACUGGUUUUUCGCUACCCAGAUUUGUCAGAGAGGUUGUUUCGGGUAACGCGUAUGCGUACUUGGAGAAUUACUACAAUUGUCCAGGAACAUAGUCUCGAUCACCCUAAACUAGAAUUGUCGUUUGAAUACCUUUUAUCUAAAGAUCGAUUACAGUGGAUCACAGUAGAAAGCACUCAAGUCAUUUUUCUUUCUUUAUGCCUGCAAAGCAUGGUUGAAGAGCUGAUGCGAAAGCAACAGGAAGCUGGUAGUUGCAGCACAUUUCCUAAGCUGACGGAUGAAGUGAUUCAAAAGCUAACAUUCCUAGGGAAAAAUGGAACUUUACUUUGUAUUUCUGAGUCAACUGGGAAACCUAGAAUUUCUAAGGAUCCAAUAAAGAAUCCACUUGGACUAAAAGAAAGUAUCCGUGUUCGCUUUCGAAAUGGAAGAAAUCAUUCGUUUGAAGAAGCGCGAAUUGAGAAUCACGCCUUUGAAGAUAUUCGUGACGAAGAUUUGUGACAGGAGAGAAUGCAAAUCCUAAAUAAUAGGUUCCCUUUCCAUUUCUGGUUACAGGAUUUCUUGUUUUGGGUGAAGCUGUAACUUCAUGCCACUUUUGGAGCAAAACUGACUAUCCUUGAAAUUCUGUGGUUAACUGUCUCUUAAUUGUUAAUAUGACUAUCCUGAUAUAUUACUGACUUUUUUAAUUAAGUGUUUUCUUAAUUAAAUCGUUGUAUGUGCUUGACUGUGUCACAAGACAGAGGUGAACAAAACAGUGAUCUAUAACCAUUUUCAAUCUGUUUGGCUCAGUAUCAAAGAUGUUAAAUUCGACCAAGAGGUUUAUAUUCUGUCUCUUACUGUAAUCCCAGAGCUUUUAAAAAUACACAAUACUGUGUAAAACA